Molecule: messenger RNA, 1749 nt
Organism: Ipomoea nil (Japanese morning glory)
Lineage: Eukaryota; Viridiplantae; Streptophyta; Magnoliopsida; Solanales; Convolvulaceae
Product: protein HAIKU1
Exons: 2
Coding region: 338-1315 (325 amino acids)
Source: RefSeq, a predicted model, not a curated record
AUUUUUUUGUGGUUUUUUGUUUUCUUUUCGUUUUUUCGCUCUCGCUCGCAACCUUUUUUCAAUCUGCGUUCCACCGUUCCAUCGUUGACCCACCGCUCAUCGCCGCCUCCCUCGAUUCAGAGCAGCCACCGCCUCACCGGAAAGAAUCUGCGGAAGGAGGAGGAGGAGCAGGUUGAGAUUCAGACGCAACAGCCGCGAAUCACGCUGUUGCAUCUGUUUAUAUGGCAUUUGAAGUUUUGUGAUUGGUAGUUAAGUUGAGUGGGAGAAAAAGAAGAAGUGGAAGUUUAGCGAAAAUCGUUGGAUUGGAUCAUAGUGAAAGGCUUUGAGAUUGUGAGAAAUGGACAAUUCUAAUAGGCAGAUGGGUAGACAUCCAGAUACUUUGGGGGUGAAUAAGAUGGGGAAGAAUAUAAAGAAGAGCCCGAUACACCAACCGAAUUUCAGCAAUGCUAAUGCGGGGGGUGCUCGGCCUCAACCUCAACCGCAGGUCUACAAUAUAAACAAGAACGAUUUCCGGAGCAUAGUUCAACAGCUGACGGGCUCGCCUUUGCGUGAGCCUGCUCCUAGACCCCCGAAUGCUCCCAAACCGCAAAAUACUAGGUUGCAAAAGAUUAAGCCCCCUCCCUUGACGCCAAUAAACCGUCCCCAACUUCCCAUCCACCCUCCUCCUCAUAUGGUAGCUCCCGCCCAGGCUCCUACAAAUGUUCCUUAUAAUAAUAACUUUGCAAGACCGCCUCCUCCUCCUCCUCAGUAUGGUCAACCGCCUUUUACUCCGACUGAUAUUUGGGCAAAUACGGCUGAGUCUCCCAUUUCAGCCUAUAUGAGGUACCUGCAAACUUCAAUUGUAGAUUCGGGCCCUAGACAAGGGCCUAUGCACGGUCAACCACCAUCCGGUUUACUUCCUAAUCCUCAUGUCCCGCCCAUUCCAUCGCCUAGAUAUGGUCUUCUCCCAUCCCCACGGAUGAAUGCUAAUGCUCCUCCAUUCCCGUCUCCCCGGAUGAAUGGCCCUCCAUCCCCUCUUCCCUCUCCGGGAAUAAAUGCUCCUCCUUUCUUGCCUUCCCCUACUUCCCAGUUCCUCUUGCCUUCGCCUUCCGGGUUCUUGAAUUUGUUGUCUCCACACUCGUCAUAUCCAUUGCUUUCUCCGGGUAUGCAGCAGCCCCCACCACUCUCGCCUAAUUUCUCCUUUUCCCCUAUCGGUCAUCAGCCAGGUAUUCUUGGUCCUGGGCCUCAUCCUCAUCCUCCUCCGUCUCCUGGCUAUGGAUUCCCGUUGUCCCCGUCUGGGUUCUUCCCCAUGACAAGUCCUCGAUGGAGGGCUUAAAUGCUUAAUAGUCGUAGGACCAAAAGCUACUGACUUUCCUUGGGUUCUUGCACAAACGCACAUCCUCCUCUCCAAUCACUUUUGGAGUUCAUCGCAGUCUUCUAUGUGGAAAUGGCCUAUGGAGACAUACUCUAAAAUGUAAGAUCUUCUUCGAAAUAUAUGUAUUUUGUUUUUCAUUUGCUGGUGUAUCUGUUCUGUCAAUACUCAUUUCACAUCUUAGACGUAGAUUUCCUAGCAGUAGCCAAUGUAACCAGUUUAUUCCCGGCUCACACAUGUUAGGUGGCGAGUUAGUUAAACAACUCUUCCAAACAACAAGCGUGGCCUGUAACUUGUAAGGAUGUAGGUUACUGAAAUUUAUAGAUGUAAACGUUUUUUUUAAUAUUCUUUUAACUUGGUCGAAACCACAUCAUCUUAUAAAUCUGCACUUUUAUCAA